This is a messenger RNA of Coregonus sp. 'balchen', 5229 nucleotides long. Lineage: Eukaryota; Metazoa; Chordata; Actinopteri; Salmoniformes; Salmonidae. The record is from the annotation of a GenBank genome assembly.
GUGAUGUGGGGAUGUGGUAGGGUCAGAUUUAUUUAGGUCAAAAUGACUGUUUCCCUUUCUGACUUGUGGUGGGUUGUGUCUACUGUAGUUGUUAAUGAGUAACUGACCCACUCCACCACUCACACCCAUUGGCCACUAGUCCAUCCAUACAGACAGACAGACAGAGAGGGGUAUUUGACCGCUGUGUCCUCGAGGUUGGAGGACAUGACAGUGUUCAGAAGCAGCGUUCAGGUACAGGUAGGAAACUCUGAAGUUUUUAAAACCAUAAUUGAAAGCAAUUGCAUAAAACUGUUAUAGAUUUGGUCUAUUCCUGACUAGUUUGAUAGUUAUUAUGACUCUACCAAGGCAGAUGGCAACAAAUGAGAAUAUGAUGAUUUGAUUGCUGUAGACCUGUUGAUAAGAUUACAUUAGAAAGCUUUAUUAUACUCAACGACGACAUUUGAAUAAUGGCAGAAUUAAAACAAACACAAUUGAAUCAAACAUUUAAAACAAACCUGAAUCAGUUGUACAUGAAUGAGUCAUAAAAUGACAUCCAUAAACAGAUGAUAGCAGAUAAACUGUAGUAAGCUAUUGUCCACAAGCACACACACACACACACACACACACGCACACACACAAUUGUUUAUUGAUUGAAAACAAUCCCUCAUUUGUCUUUUCCUAUCCUACUUGUCACGCGCAGCUGUGUGUCAGUCAGCUGUGUGUCAGUCAGCUGUGUGUCAGUCAGCUGUGUGUCAGUCAGCUGUGUGUCAGUCAGCUGUGUGUCAGUCAGCUGUGUGUCAGUCAGCUGUGUGUCAGUCAGCUGCAGGGAUGGCGCACCACGAGCAGAGCACAGCCACUUUCCCCGAGCUCAUCCGCAAGAAACGGAACGGUGAACGGCUGAGCGCGGGGGAGAUCCGAGACUUCGUACAGGGUGUCAAGUACGAGACCAUCCAAGAGAGCCAGAUUGGUACAUACACACACACACACACACACACACACACACACACACACACACACACACACACACACACACACACACACACACACACACACACACACACACACACACACACACACACACACUGCAGAUAGGAAGACCCCCACACACACUUUAGACUGUGUAUCAAUAGUCAAGCUAAGGCCAAAACCUGCGCUCUACAGUUGAAAUGCUGAUGUGUGUGUUUGUGUGUGUGUGUGUGUGUGUAGGAGCCAUGAUGAUGGCGAUCUGGCAGCAGGGGAUGGUAGCGGAAGAGACUCUCGCACUGACAAAGGAGAUGAUGAUGUCAGGGGAAGUGAUGUCAUGGCCGGCAGAGUGGAAGGGGCUAGUAGUGGACAAACACUCGACGGGUGGAGUGGGGGACAAGAUCAGCCUGGUGCUGGCUCCUGCUCUGGCCGCCUGCGGCUGCAAGGUACCUGCCUGGAUACACCUGUGUGUGUGUGUGUGUGUGUGUGUGUGUGUGUGUGUGUGUGUGUGUGUGUGUGUGUGUGUGUGUGUGUGUGUGUGUGUGUGUGUGUGUGUGUGUGUGUGUGUGUGUGUGUGUGUGUGAACCAGUGGAGGCUCCCCAGAGGAGGCAGGGGAGGACCUUUUUAGAUAAAACUAUACUAAAUAUAUUCACGUCACCAAUUAAUUUAUUAAAAUAAAGGUCUACAGUAGCCUCAACAGCACACUGUAGGGUAGCACCAUGGUGUAGCCGGAGGACAGCUAGCUUCUCUCCUCCUCUGGGUACAUUGACUUCAAUACAAAACCUAGAAGGCUCAUGGUUCUCACCCCCUUCCAUAGACUUACACAGUAAUUAUGACAACUUCCGGACCCAUCAGAGCUCUUGCAAUAUGAAGUAAGAGAGAGAGAGACAAAGAGAGAGGGUGAGAGAAAGAGUUAUAUUUUGUAGUAUUUUUUUGACUUAGCUAGUGAAUGUAGCUAGCUAAUUUAGCCUACUCAAACACCCGGUUCAAACAGAGAGGGAUGCUAUGGCUCUGGCUAUCCAACACAGGAACUCUUCCAAGUCAAGGUAAGCUUUGGUUUUAUGAAUUUAUUGCCACCGGGGCCCACCGGUGUAACUGCUAAACUGCUUGCUGACUGUACACUAUACUGCAUGAUUGUAGCGCGUUUACUAACGCUUGGUAAGGUUUUUUCGCCUGGUCACAGACAGUUGUUGUAUUGUGAAGUCCACCAGCGAUGGGGAAAAGAUGAGAGGAGGAGAGAGCGCACAUGCGAGAAGGAAUUAUAUAUAAAACGAGCAAAGUGAUCAUGCUGUUUAUAUGUGGCUGCUAGUUCUGUGUUUGCGUGUGAUCAGGGGUCUAUUCAUUCCACCGAUUCUGUUAAACAGAAGCAAACGGUAUGCAAUAUGAAGUGUAAACGUGUCUGUGUGUGCGUCAGUGCAUGUGUCUGUCUGUCUGUGUGCGUGUGUGACUAUCAGCAGCUGUGUCCAUAGGUGCCCAUGAUAAGUGGCAGAGGUCUGGAACAUACAGGCGGCACGCUCGACAAACUGGAGUCCAUCCCUGGCUUUAACGUCUAUCAGUCAGUACAACAGGUACUGUCUCUCUGUCUCUGUCUCUGUCUCUGUCUCUGUCUCUGUCUCUGUCUCUGUCUCUGUCUCUGUCUGUCUCUCUCUCUCUCUCUCUCUCUCUCUCUCUCUCUCUCUCUCUCUCUCUCUCUUCUCUCUCCAUUCUCUCUCUCUCCCUCUCUGUCUCUGUCUCUGUCUCUCUCUCUCUCUCUCUCUCUCUCUCUCUCUCUCUCUCUCUCUCUCUCUCUCUCUCUCUCUCUCUCUCUCUCACAAACAUACACACACACUUUCACUUACGAGUUAUUAACCUGUGAUAUUGUGGCACCAUCCUCAGCUGCAGCGAAUCCUGGAGGAGGUUGGCUGUUGCAUUGUAGGACAGACAGAUAACCUGGUGCCCGCUGACAAGGUCAUGUACGCUCUGAGAGACGCUACGUCCACUGUCGACAGCCUCCCGCUCAUCACAGGUCUGCCAACAACAACAACAACAACAGCAAACUGGACUACCUUUCAAAGUAGAGAAAUUAACAUCUGAAUACUGUGUGUGUGUGUGUGUGUGUGUGUGUGUGUGUGUGUGUGUGUGUGUGUGUGUGUGUGUGUGUGUGUGUGUGUGUGUGUGUGUGUGUGUACUCCAGGCUCUAUCAUCUCUAAGAAGGGUGCUGAGUCUCUGAGUGCGUUGGUUCUGGAUGUGAAGUUUGGGAAUGCAGCUCUCUACAAAGACCUGGGCAGUGCCAAGUCACUGGCCCAGUCCUUGGUAACCCUAACAUUAACCCCUGACCUUUAACCCAUUCUUGUUGGAAUUGCUGGAGGGCCAUGUUUUCACUCCUGCCUUGUACAUGAUUGAUCAAAUAAGGUCAUUGAUGAGUUAGGAACUCACCUGGUUGUCAAGUCUUAAUAGGACAUACCAAAAAAGCAACAGACUCUCCAGGACACCCCUGAUCCAACUCCUGACCCCUGACCCUUACCUUGACCCCAUUCCCUCCUGCAGGUGACAGUUGGGAACAGUCUGGGGAUCCGUACGGGGGCGGUGCUUAGUCGUAUGAACUGUCCUAUUGGUCGCUGUGUGGGGAACGCCCUGGAAGUGAUGGAGUCCCUGGAGUGUCUAAAGGGGAGGGGCCCCGACGACAUACUGGAGCUGGUCACAAGUCUGGGUGAGGAAUACACACACACACACACACACACACACACACACACACACACACACACACACACACACACACACACACACACACACACACACACAGUGAAUUGGUUCCUUUGGACCAAGACCAAGCAGACCAAGACCUAGUUAGAAUGUCAGUGCUGCUCGGGCUUAGCUAGAGUCUAUAAACAGAAGCUGUGGAAGUUCCAAGUCAUUCUUAAGUCUUUACCUUCAAAUUCAAGUCAAGCUUCUGUGUGUGCGUGUGAAUGCUUGUGUGUGUGUGUGUGUGUGUGUGUGUGUGUGUGUAGGUGGGAUGCUGUUGUGGAUGACUGGCCUUGCAGGGAGCAUGGAGGAGGGUAAAAAGGUGAUCGCUAGGACCCUGCAGAAUGGGUCAGCCCUGGAAAAGUUCCAGAACAUGAUGAUUGGUCAGGGAGUAACCAGUCAGAUCGCUGCAUCCCUCUGUUCCACCUACGCAGACUACCACAGCAUCCUGAGACGGGCACGCUACCAGUCAGAACUGGAGACACAGGGCCACGGUAACACACACACACACACAUUCACACAGGUACAGAUACACAAAUGCACACACACACGUAUACACUGCAUGACUUUGGCUUUUGUGUCUGCAGGAACAGUGCUGGACAUAGACGGCAUGGUCAUUGCUACGGUGCUGCACAGGUUGGGGGCGGGACGUUCGAAGGCCGGAGACCCUGUCAAUCACAGCGUGGGGGCGGAGCUUCUGGUGUCUUUGGGACAGAAUGUGGAGAAAGGUGAGAACUCUCUGACCCUGUGUGUGUUUGUGUGUGUGUUUUUGAGUGUGCGCGUGUGUUAGUCGGGGUGUGAGGGGUGUAGGGGUCUGUGCCACCCUAAUCUGACCCGACCUUUGCCCUCUGACCCCAGGGCAGCCAUGGCUGCGUAUCCACUACGAGACUCCGGUGCUGAGCGCAGAGCAGAGACUCAGCCUACAAGGGGCGCUGACACUGGGCCCUGCCGACCAGCUACUCACACAGCCACUAGUGGCAGAAAUCAUCCUGCCGUAGUGACACCAAUCCACUCUAUGUUAAAGCUUGAUUGGAAGAUGACUUGCCUUUGGGAAUCCCAGUGUGCCAUCUAUUUAAAGGAUGUAUACUUCAGAACUAAAGCAAGCAUGGCAAGUCCUGCGCAGAGAAAUAGACUGGCCUGUAUCUCCUGCUCUUUACACACUCUCAGAGUCCUCUCUGAACCACCCAUAUAAAGUCACACAAGAUUCUGUGAAAACUGAAAAGAUGUUAACCAUUUCCAGGAACUGUCAUGAAGCUCAAAGUUCAUCCAGAAACACACACAGUAAGCCAAGACAGAUGUUGAUCUACAACUGACUGUGUGACAUUAGUUUCACUGACAGUUUCGUUAGUGUGUUUGUGUAGGGCAGGGGUCGCCAAGGAUUUCCUUCAAAUCACCAGGAAUUCAGCAAAAAAUGUGUUUAAUUUAGGAAAUCUGUUCCCAAGUAUCCCACGAAUAAAAACAGAGACAUGAUCAUGUCUCAAUGCAAUCAAGGUAUGAAAUUAUUGUUAUUUUCAAAUACAAUCUCUUUUUGGGCUUAGUUGUGGUACAUUUUCAGUGUACAAAUUA